CAACACUAAUCAAUCUAGUGGUGAAAAAAGAUCUGAACAGGUUCCAUGAGCGCGAGGUGGAUGGGAAAACAAGGCAAAAGAGUGAAUGGCGGUCCUCAACGUGAGAAUAAUUCUUGCAAGAAACAAAGAAACCACGCUGAGCAGAAUUAGAAGUUUCUCCUACACAAGGUCACUACAUCUGUGAUAGGAAAAGAACGAUGCGAAAGCCCCGUCCCGGCCGCUUUGCGGCCGGCGUUGGUGUUUUUUCGUUCUUGCUAACACAUCGAAUCCUGUCGUCUGCUCAUCUUCCCUUCGUGGCCGCUCUGCAACUGCAAAAGCAGCUGCUCAAGCAGUGGAAUCAUGUUGAAAACACGUCGAGGGCUUCCUUCUACAAAAGCAGUACCAACCAGGCCCCGGCCGUGCCUGGCCUCGGUUCGGGGUCCUCACUGCCCCCUUCGCCCGUCGCGUUCUCCUCCGGGAGCAGUCCCGGUAAGCCGGAUGACAAAAAUCCACCGAAGAUCCCGGUGUUGCAAUUCACGCUGCUGCUAGACGGGUUGAACUACCACGAUUUCCUCAAGCCCAGCCACGAGAUAUCCUGAGUAAAAACGUCCCCGGCUGCCCAGGGUCAGGGUGGGAGAUUUGUUGCUACACAAACUAUCUAUAUGCGCUUUGGCUGUUGCGCAUGACAAGUUUGGGUUUAUUGCAGUGGACUACCAGUCUUCUUUGACAAGUGCAGCCGCAUCACAUGUUCGCCUUCUCAUCCUGAUUCGUGCAUGACAACCUGCCAGACGGCAUUGGAAAAAGCCCCUAACGUGGCCACGCAUGAGAAACAUUUGAUGAGCUUGAGCCUUGCGGAUUUGCAUGACAAGCCUGGGAUGUUGGGAUCGUUUUUACGCGGAAUACGAGAACGCGCGCGAGGAAUUGGCGAUCCUGUUGAAGCGGGGCACUUUGGAUAUGAACUGCAAAAGUAUCGUAUUCGUAUAAAUGCAUUACAAAUUUCCUCAGCAUGAGAAAUAAAAUUUGUAAUGCGAAUUUACCUUAAGAGAAAGAUUUGUAAUGCAUGAUUGCAAUACGAGUACGAUGCUUUUGCACAGCAUAUUGGAAGCGUUAGAGGGCAUCAUUCCCCACGCGGAGAAGCGGCUGGGCAGCGCGCCAGGUAGCGGAAGUGCGCCGGCGGGAAGUGGCGCAGUGCCGGCUGGUACUAGUGCCGGAUCAACGUCUGAGGGUCAAAAUCCAACAGUGGGACCGCUGCUGCUCCAAAUGAACAAGCGGUUUAGAAAGACAAGCUCCAGCAGUGAUAGGAAGGUACAACUACGAAAACGAAAGGCUUCAUUACAGAAGAGCAACAAGCAAGAUCCCGAGGAAGAAGAGGAGGAGGAGGAAGAAGAAGAACCGGAGGAGCCAACGGACGCAGCAGCAUCAGCAUCCGACGACGCAGAGCCCCCCGCGCCAGCGACAGCGUCUGCGCCGGCUGUGCAGCCACCCUAUCAAAUGUAAAAAUGUCUGGGUCUGGAAGAAUGCAACUUGUGAUGCUGAAUUUGGAUUCCAAAAAAAUCUGUAUUGCAUGAGCAGCAAAGGGAAUGCAAUUUUUGCUACGCGGAGGGGGAAUUUGUCAUGCGGAAUAGGCAUCGCGAAGCCCUCAAAAAAUCUGUGAUGCUAGGGCAUGCAUCACAGACAUCAUGGCCAAUGCAAAACAUGCAUGACAAGUCUCAGAAUCUUCCAGACCCAGACAUUUUUACUUUUGAUACACCCGCACCCGCAGUGAUGUCGACCUCGAGUCCGAAUAUGGAUUGCAAAUAUGAUGUCCUGGUCUGGAAAUAGAGUCUGGAGGCUGUCAUGCUUGUCUGCUGGCACUCAUGGAAAAUCUGUAUUGCGUGACCAACAAAAGGAGUGCAGUAGAUUCUCUUGUCAUGCAAAAACGCAUAAUGUGCACUAGGAAUAGAAACCGCGUUGAAAACUUGUCAUGCUUGGCUGCAGUUACAUUUGUUUCUUUCAGGCGUUCACACUUCCGCAUCACAAGUUCUUCUUCUUUCCAGACCCAGACAUUAUUUGCACGACUGGAUACCGACGGGCAGCACGCAGUUCUCCUUUUCAGCUGCGUUUGAAACGCAGAACGAGGAACUACUGCAAAAGGAGAAAGAAAACAAGAAGAAUAUGCAAUGCAAAAGCAUCGCAGUAGUAUAAAUUGCAUUACAAAUACCCCCAGCAUUGCAUUGAAUUUGUAAUGCUGAUUUACCUACUUGAGAAAGAGACUUGUAAUGCAUAUAUGCAAUUACUACGAGUACGAUACUUCUGCACAGGAUAAAGAAACUUUUCGUGCAAUGGACCGAGGGACCGCAUACACCAGAAGCAGUGCCGCACUUCUAUGGCAGUCUCAAACGUUACAUUCUCAACUGUUACAUGAAUUUGUAAUGCAAGAAUGGCAAAAGCCAAAAGGGGAAGAUUGCAAAAAUUGCAUUACAAAUCCCGCGCAGAUUUAGGUAGUGUUUAGCCUUUCGCAAAUUUGUCAUGCGAAGCAGCUUGAUCUUGUGGAUGAUGAUGGUAGUUUUGCAUGACAAAUUCAUGCAACAGCUGAGAAUGUAACGUUUGAGAACUCCAUAACUUCGACACCUACGCCGGCUCCGGACCGGGUUCGGCUUUCUCGCACCCAGGUGGAAGCAGCCCUUCACAAGGCCUAUGCAUUGCAAAAGUAUCGUACUAGUGCAACUUGCAUCACAAAUUGACUAUAGCACUCCAGAUUGAAUUUGUAAUGCGGGUUUGCCUUUUUAAGAAAGAAUGCAUAAACGCAAUCAGUACGGAUGCGAUACUUAUUUUGCACAGGAUAAGGCCACUACCCGUACGACUCUUCCAUCACUGGCGUGACUUUGAAAGCGUUCGGGUCGGAGUUGCCGCCGGAGAUUAUCACCGCCGUGCACCAAGAAUUUGACUCCAACCCGGCGUUUUAUCUCGAGACCUUCACCGGACACUUGCAACACGUGUUGGGAAUGGCCACGUUGACGGAUUGGGGAAACGGGGCAGAGGGCAUGUACGGGUCGGGAUCUGCAGCGAUGUUGAACGAAACGGCAAGUACUGCAGGUGGCGCAGCUGCUGCUGCCCCUGCCGGUGCACCUGUGGUCUUUUUGAACCAGGGUGCUGAUGAGAAGGGUUCAGGAAACACCAAGACUACCACUACCUCAUCUUCGCAUUUACAGCAACAAAAAGUGCUGGACUCGAAACAACAGCAUGCGGCCACUGAAGAAAGCAAGAAACAAGUCCCAGCGCCAGCUGCACCAGUCGUGUCUGGUGGGAGUGGGUCAACCUCAUUUCCCCUCUCUCCUUUCCCCGAUGUGGAAAUCGAACCCGAUUUCGAGUUGGAAAUGGACGUCGCUUUCUUGCCCCUGUGCAAGCAGAAGCUCACCCACACGCUGCACGACUUACAUCUCCACGCAACCCAAGUCGAGACGAAGCGGCGGUUUCAAGCGGGCUGCGAGGAGGGGUUGAAGGGCCCGUUGGCAUUGCAAAAGUGCUUGGAGUUUUCGGACUUCGUCGUGCACCACGUUUUGCCGGAGGAGGAUGCGGGGAAAAAGGCGACGGCGAUCAGUAUUUUACACGUUUAUGGUGCUUGGGUUUGUUUGUAAUGCAAAAUUUGCAAUAAAUCCAGAUCCGUUUGUCUUGCAUGACCAUGACCUCCUGGUGGAGAACAAAAUCAAUGAAAACCAGCUCACGGCUGCACGUUGCUGUGCUUGCGAAAAUUCGGCCCGGAUCCGAGGUGUCAAGAACCGAUUGCGGCUGGGAGCAGUAUCAGAAGAAAAUAAACUUGAAGAUGAAUUCGGUCGUGGGUGGGAAGAGGAGUUGUUGUUUGUGAAGAUGUUGCAGAAAUUGCCUUUGAAUGCAUCAAAUAAAGCAAAACGCUUGUCGUGCUGCUGAAAAUUGCAUUUAGAAAUUGUGUAUCGUUAUCCUACUCUCCCACAUGACCAAUCAGUGCACUCAGUUCUUCUUCUUUCCGCUUCCAUACCCCGCGGCAGCGGGUCCUCUGGUGCGACAGCAGCAACGACAGGCAGCGGUCCCUACGACCUAGCGACGUCGACGCCGGAGGAGGUCGCGAAUUGGAUUGAAAAUGAGGAAAAGGAAGACUCGCAGAUCAUCUCCUCCCUGCCAACCACACCGCGGGAACACGAAUUCGUCCGGACACCGGAGCCGCACGUGAAUGACGGGACCAUUUUGGACGACGACAUGCAGUAUCAAAUGUAAAAAUGUCUGGGUCUGGGAGGAUGGAACUUGUGAUGCUAACUUUGGACUCUAAAAAAAUCUGUAUUGCAUGACCAGCUGCAAGAGGAGUCUAGUUUGUGCUACGCGGGGAGGGCGUAUGUCAUGCGGAGUAGGCAUCAGGAAGGGUUCUAAAAGUCUGUGAUGGUAGGGCAUGCAUCACACACAAUCCUGGGUCAUGUAAAACAUGCAUGACAAAUCUCAGAAUCUUCCAGACCCAGACAUUUUUACAUUUGAUAUGCAGAAGAUGAUGCACGCAGAACAACCGGGAUCUGGGGGUGCUGCGGGAGCUGUUACAACGCCAAGUGCUGGAACUGCCUGAAGAAGUUGGAAAGAGAAAAACUGGAGAACCUAUCCUGUGCAAAAGUAUCGUACUCGUAGUAAUUGCAUUUGCGCAUUACAAAUGUUCUUCUGAAGGUAAAUCCGCAUGACAAAUUUUAUUUCUCAUGCUGAGGGAAUUUGUCAUGCGUUUAUACGAGUACGAUACUUUUGCAGUUCAUAGAACCAAAAUUGCGACAAUUUGGAGAUGGAGUUGAAGCAGAAACUGGUGCGAGCAAACUGUGCCAUUGAUGCGUGAACUUGAUGUGGCGCAACGAUGAUGAACACCAUCACCGAAUUUUUUUUUCCGUUUCUUGCCGAGCAGGCUUCAGCCAUCACACAUAAAAGUCGCGCGGAGUCUGCAACAAAGCGAGAAUCUUCAUCAUCUUCAGAAGCUCCUGUGCUGUUUUUCAGGCAGUGCUAUUUGUUCAUCCGCCUUGAGAAACAAGAUGAAGUUGAAGUGUUCUUCGCACGGGCGGCAGAAAAUAUAUUUAAAUCGCGU
Molecule: messenger RNA, 5044 nt
Organism: Amoebophrya sp. A120
Lineage: Eukaryota; Dinophyceae; Syndiniales; Amoebophryaceae
Source: the annotation of a GenBank genome assembly